AUGAGCUCUUCUACCAGCCAUCACAUUCCCACAACUUCCUCCGAUCUACCCUCCCAGCAGACAGCGACUGCCCCGCACCUCGACCCAAACGCGCAACUGUCCAACAACGGAUAUGCACCCAACGACAACCAGCUCGCGGGAUUGGUCGAGGCAGCCACAGCCGCCGCAGACCAAGAUGUUUCGCAAUGGGCCGCCGCCGCUGCAGUCGCUGCAGCAGCUGGUGCAGCCGGUCAUCACCACCAGAUGGAUUCCUACACAGAUAUCGAUCUCUCUGAGAACGGGUUCGGCGACGCGAACUUCGGAACUGGCAUGAGCAGUGGAAGACAUAUGAGAGUACCCAAUCACAACGACCAGUCCCAAUCAUCGGGGCUCACGCGAACGGCAACAAAAAAGCGCAAGCGAAAUGAUGAUAACCUCGACCCGGCAUUGGCUGGCGCGGGUCUCUCUACCGCGCAGCACCAGUCGCAUUCCACACAGCAAACCCCCCCAUGGCUAUACCGGAGAAGCAAUAAGAAGUACACUCGGCCUCCGAUUUCGAAAAUGUUUUCGUCCCUUGAGAUCUCACCAGAGAAUUUCUUGCAUCUCCAGGCUGCUGCUAAGAAUUACAUGUUGAACGAUGAACACCCUGAGAGGCGGGAUUGCGUCGGUCAGCGUGGAAAGGGCGAUACGGAAAUGGUCAAGCUUCGCCUUUGGAACUGUGUUCGUCAGUUCCUCGAAGCGGAGGGCAAUGGUGAACGGUUUUUCGGAGAGAAUGUCGUUAAUGAGGGCAUGGGCCCGAGAGCUUACAUCUGGCCGCGCGACCAACACAAAAUCAUCUCAUUGGUCAUUCCUUUGCUCAGGCGGAUGGUCACCAACGAGAGGCAACGCCAAUACGCAAUUGAGACGCGCAAAGGGGGUGGUGCUGAAGAACGUCGCCGUCGCAAAACGGAAGAUUUCUCGAAUCUGAACAGCCCGCGCUUCUCUCCAGAGCAGCAUCUCCAAAUGCAAAAUCAGUCGUCCCAUCGCGAUGACCUGUCGCAGUCAAUGCCUCCUCCCCCACAGCCGAUGCAGCAAUCCACAAUGGAUUCGGGCCAGUCCGUGGGCCUCGGUCUGACAGACCUCUUGCUAGACGGAUACACAGUCGACUGGGAAGAGAUCGCCCGAUGCUAUGAUUCAUAUAACCAAAGCUACGAGCUCGAUAACCUAUGGUCUCUCUCCGGUCUUCAGCAACCCGAUUGGCGGGGGCUCGUCGCCGCAGUCGACAGCCAUUACCACGUUAUUCACAAUGGAGAUUACGACUGCACAUCCGUUUGCGAAAACGCAAACAUCAACCGCAUCAUCCACGCAGACACCACCUCAGGUCUUCAAUGGCGCAUUGGUGGAACCCGCAACCUCCCAGCCCGAGACGAAUUCGCAAGCAGUAUCACCCGCGACGUAUCUCGCAUUAUUCGCGAGAACAUCGCCGCUCGACACGGCCAGCCUACUCAAAACCCUGACUCUCACUUCCAACAACCCUUCACUCCUCUCCCUGAAACAACGCCGGCCAACACAACCACCCUUUCUCACAGCCAAGGCCAGACCUCCCUCCGCGUCAAUGUUCUACAAAACGGAAAACGCAUCCUCCCCAGAUUCGAUCUGCCGGCAGGACAGUGUCCCAACAUCGACACGGUCAAGCAAGCAAUUCUCCGUCGAUACCCCGGCCAAAUACCCGGCUUGCCAGCGUUCCAGGGCGCUGGGCAUGAAGCUCGCGAAUCCGCUGUUGUGGAUGGGUGGAAAGUCAAGGUCUGGUUAUCGGACGGAUUACUACCUGUACAGAGCCAGAAAGAUUGGACUAUUGCGAUUCUUUCAGCUGAUGCUGUUGACUGGAUGGAUGGGGAGUUAAAGGUUCUCAUUGAAAUUGGCGAAGGCGAUGGACAGUAG
Penicillium coprophilum is the source of this 1899-nucleotide messenger RNA. RefSeq lists its product as uncharacterized. Lineage: Eukaryota; Fungi; Ascomycota; Eurotiomycetes; Eurotiales; Aspergillaceae. Bases 1 to 1899 code for a protein of 632 amino acids. The transcript is spliced from 3 exons. The record is from RefSeq and is a predicted model, not a curated record.